This is a messenger RNA of Microthlaspi erraticum, 282 nucleotides long. The record is from the annotation of a GenBank genome assembly. NCBI's taxonomy places the organism in Eukaryota, Viridiplantae, Streptophyta, Magnoliopsida, Brassicales, Brassicaceae.
AUGCUUACAUUGGUGGAAGGGCAAAAACAAGUGAAGGCACAAAUCCGAGAUUUACACAUCUCUCUAGACAAGAGGAGCCAAGAUAUUCAAAGAAGAGCUAGAGGGCUUGAAGACAAAGUAGAUGGAGUCUCCAAGGAAGUCAAGGAUUUAACCACUCGCUUAGCCAACUUGGAAGAGAAGGUCUUGACCGAGGCAAAGACGACCGUUCAAGCACAACAUGCCGCGGCCGUCUUUACUAUAAGAGAGACCGACCCAAGAGUGAUUUGGGAUGAAGAAGAGUAG